AUGUCUGCUCGUACGUUCUGCUGCCAUUUGGUGAUAGUCACUCCCAAAAUGAAGACCCUGCUCGUUCUGGUUGCCGUCUUGGCAUGUGUUCUGGCUGAAGUACCUUUGUACAAUCUCUGUGAUGAAACUUCAAGUAACAUCUGUGAGAUUAACGAAGUACGUAUAAAUCCCUGCAAAGACAAGAAAGCCUGCAAGUUCAAGAAAGGUUCCCCUGCAUCGAUAUCUUUCGACUUUACGCCAAAGUUCUCAGCGUCCAAGCUGAAGACUGGUCUGUUCUGGGCGAGUGAUGGUGGUGAUGUUCCCUUCCUCGAGCUGAGCGAUGCUGAUGGCUGCCAACUCACGAGCUGCCCUGUUGAAGCUGGAAAGAAACAAGACUUGAACUACAGCUUAAGACUGUCCAAGAAGUUGCCCAAUUUAGACCCUUGCCCGGAUGGUCCUGAACUCUGCAAAAUCAAACGAGAGGAACCUUAUACAAUCGCAUUUGAUUUCACCCCGGAAUUUGAUGCGAGGACAUUAAAAGUAGCGUUACUAAGUGAUCCUAACAAUACUACGAGUUUCUCGAGAGCUGUGACUCAGUUACACAACGGCUGUGAGUACACCAAGUGUCCGAUUGAGAAGAAGACUAGGAACAUCAUGGAAUUAGACUUCGAAUACUACAUGAAGUCAGAAGGUAAGUUUCCUCUCCAGUUGAGACUGUGGAAUGAUGAAGACGACUCCGAUAUGUGCUGUUUUAUAUUUGAUGUCAAUGUUUUCAAAUAG
Danaus chrysippus (African queen) is the source of this 759-nucleotide messenger RNA. Lineage: Eukaryota; Metazoa; Arthropoda; Insecta; Lepidoptera; Nymphalidae. The record is from the annotation of a GenBank genome assembly.